CAGCUUUCUGACGAGACAGUGAAGAAGCACAGGCGGUUGGCAGAGCAGGUUGUGCUUACGUUAUUUGGGUAUGGUCAGGACCAAAGGGAGGAUUAUAUCUUCUUGAAGUUAUUCCAGCUUUCGAUCCACAAGGAAAUCCUGGCUGCACCGUCAAUUUCGAAUGUUGUAUGUGGACAUCCAAUGUAUAUUAACAUAGCGAUGCAGUAUGUCCACCCACGACAGAUCACAUACAUCCACAAAAUGCUGCAGGGUGUCAUCUGUGAGCUCCUGGACACUGUCGAUCUUGACAUAGAACCUGACCCU
Molecule: messenger RNA, 303 nt
Organism: Suillus discolor
Lineage: Eukaryota; Fungi; Basidiomycota; Agaricomycetes; Boletales; Suillaceae
Exons: 2
Biological process (GO): regulation of actin cytoskeleton organization; mitotic actomyosin contractile ring assembly actin filament organization
Cellular component (GO): cytoplasm; mitotic actomyosin contractile ring
Molecular function (GO): actin filament binding; calmodulin binding; GTPase activator activity
Source: RefSeq, a predicted model, not a curated record